AUGUAUUCGGUAUUUUCGUCAUGUUUGAUGCAAUGUUGCCCACAUGCCGGCGUACUAUUCGUACCAAUACUUCGCCCUCCCAGGCCUCAAAACGAUGACGAGUUCGAGAAAUAUGAGCCGCGGCCGAAGAUUGUUAUCGAGAAACGUGAUUUCGAACUCUCACGACCAUAUUAUAAUGGGGCUAUGGGUGAGAGUUUUGAGCCAACAGUACCGUCACUUCGCAUCUCCGCCCAACACGUCAAUCAGAAAGAUGCCGUCAUCGUAAAAAUCAUUUCAUUACACGGAUGUAGUCUUCUUGUGGAUGACGCAACGCAGGUCCGCUUAUCGGUAUCCAAUCAAAAAACAAAACAUCAAACAGCAAUUGCUAGAGGUCAGGAACCCGUUUUCAACCAGACUUUCACGAUAACUGGUUUGAAUCGAGACACGCUCUUGUCAUCAACCCUGCGGUUUCGAGUUUAUUCUCGGACUGGCAAAUCAAGAAUGAAUCUACGAGCCGAAGGAACGCUCGAAGACCGAAGGCGAUAUGACUUUGUGAUCUCUGUUUCACUAGGUCCCAACCGUGUAAUGAAGCAACGUGAUUCAUUUCUUAUCCUGUCCAACAAUGGUGAUGGUGGUGAUGAUGUCGGAGAUGGUGGAAUGGAUGAAACAGCUCAUGAAGGAAGCCGUGAUGAUGGUGAUGGUGAUGACCAUGGUGAUGAUGAUCGUCUACAAUGA
This is a messenger RNA of Haemonchus placei, 714 nucleotides long. The record is from the annotation of a GenBank genome assembly. Lineage: Eukaryota; Metazoa; Nematoda; Chromadorea; Rhabditida; Trichostrongylidae.